AUGAUGUCCAACGAUGUCCCCGCGACUCCGAGACCUCGUCCACCAGGUAAUGUACGGCGUUCCAUGUCGAUGAAACUGCAGACACCGCCCCCUCCAUAUGCAUCUUCGUUCGCGUCGCCAACCAGCAAGCAAGAGGAACUGGAUCAAUCGGAAGGUAUCCGGGGAAGCGCCGUUGGAUCCACUCUUAGUCCAAUACGCCAGGACGAAGGAGAAGAGGAUUGGUUCAACGAGAGAUCGCGUGAAGAACUUACCGAACUUUUCCUCAAAGCGGACGGGCUGAUCAAAGAGCGCGAGAACGAGUUGAACUUGACCUCUGCCGUAUACAAGACGCUCUUUGAGAGCAAUGUGUCACUCAAAUCCAAGCAUCAGGCGUUCCUUGCCAGGAUACCCAACUCCCCAACCGUCUCUUCCUCCGUGUUACCACCGGCGUCCUCUUCGGGAUCUCAUACACCAGUCUUCUAUUCACCACGGACCUCCCCUUCGCCGCCCAAUCUGCGCCCUCGGCGAACCCGCAGGAUAUCCAUGUCCCAGGACGAUAUUUCUCAUCUCGCGGACCAAAACUCUGAGCUCCUCGUCAAACUCGAAAAACUGGAACAAGAAUCCGCGCAAGCAGAUUUGUCAGGUCGAAGAGCUCUGAAACGGCUAGAACGCGAGAUUCAGCUGCUGAGGGAGGAACUGGAAGAGACACAAGCACGCGGGGAAGCUUUAGAAGAGAAAGCGCGGUUGGGAGAUAGUAUCGAAGCUAUUUGGAAGAAGAAGGAGAGAGAACGAGACGCCAGGAAGCGUAGAUCGACUCUGACUACCGGUGUUAGUGAUGACGAUGAGAGAAGGGACUUCGCCCCACCUUCAGACUUCCCUCGACCUGCCUUCAGGUUUCCAAUGAGUAGGAAGAGUGAAACGUCCCUGGAAAGAGCCGUACCCUCACGAUCAGAGGUUCUUAGAGAGCAACAGCGACUCGCUGAUGCCUCUCCCCCUCCAUUCGAAGAGAUAGACUCUGGUAGUCGCUCUCACCUUGACGACUCUCCUUCUCGACCAUCUCCCGCUCUCAUCACUCAACUUAUAGCCAAGAUCGCGGAACUUGAGGAGACAAAUACGCGUAUCAUGCGUCGCCAGGCGGAGACCACCGAGAAGUUGCAGGCCGUCCAGCAGGAAACGGAGAACAUGAGCAAGGUCUACGAGAGCUUGGGUGGCGACGGUGCGUUUAUGUGGGUUGGCGACGAUGGCGAGGCUGCACUGUACGUUGACGAAGAAGCCGAGGAGGAGUUCGGCGACGGUUCUCAGCAUGGGGCAAUGCGUUUCAGAAGCUGGAGACGAUCUAUUGAAGGGCGGGCACCCGAUGCGUUCGAUCAGUCAACGGUCCGCAGCUCUUCACAGAAGUCCUUUGGCAGCGUCAGCGAACGUGGUACCCCUAGCCGUCGUGGAUCCGUGCGGCAGCGACACUCCAGGGGAUCGUUGAGCAACGGGUUUAAACGUGCUUCAACUAUGGGCUUCCCGGCUUCGCAUAAGUCUCGCAGGAGCGUUGUUGGACUUUUCGACACGUCACCUACACCCUCCACUCUGAAUCUCGACCCUUCGAGCUCGAAGUCUGAUUCACUGGAGAGGGGUGUCUCCUUGAGUCCCUCGGGCGCGCAGACUCUUGGUGCGGAGCUUGAUGGGCUUGGUCUUGCCUUCGACGGAGCCAGUCCCGUUGGCGCGCCUCGCAAUGUGUCGAAUCAUCACCUUAGAACGACAAGCUUAUAUGAUCUGAGCUGUAUUGGUUCCACCUCAACAACGCCCAUGCAUUCUCCGUGCCCUUCCAUUUCCGAUACUCCGUCGGCGGGAUACACACACUCAGUCUCACCGAGCCCUGUCUUCUCGUCAUUACCAUCGAGGAUGCUCACAUCUCCGGUCAAAGAUCAAACAUUACCCGUGCCCGACCCGGAAACCCCCGUACCCCCUGGGGGCGUUCAUCUUAUGGUGGAGGAGCCUACUCCUGUUAUUCCUCAGGGUAGCCCGGUUUUGGGCGCAGCGGAUGGCUUGCUUCCUAGCUCGGGGAGCAAACAUUCACUGCGCUAUCGACGUAUGACUCAGACAGUGCGUUCAAGGGCAGAGAAGUGGGAAGAUGGCCGAUUUAAAGAAACGCUGAAAGGCCUCGGCUCUCCCCCAGGGCACCCCGCUGCGAAAACGGUCAUAAGGAAGAAAUCGACGAUCGCGAGUGCGUUUGAUGUCUUUAUGGACGCGUUUGCGGACAGGAUAGACAAGCACGAUGACGGAGACCCACCACUGCCCUCCUUGGAAGAUAUAUCCAUAAUCGAUUUCCCUGAUUCGCCCGUGGGUGAAACAGAGGUCCCUCUGUCUGCUUGCGACACUUCUGCGUUAUCUGUGGAGCAGGAGGACGAGCAUGAAGCUGCCGUUGUCCAGGCAUCCGAGAUAUCGGUACAGCAGCAACGAGGCGGUCUCGGUCGCCUCAUGCUGGAGAUAUGGCUGUGGCUGCAGUUCGCAGUUAUCAUCCUGGUCUUCCUCUGGGCGAUGGCGAGGCGAGGGCCCAAGGCCGUUCUGUACGAAGCUGAAAGGCGGAAGAGCUCGGGCUCGUAUUGA
Pleurotus ostreatus (oyster mushroom) is the source of this 2577-nucleotide messenger RNA. RefSeq lists its product as uncharacterized. The transcript has 2 exons. The record is from RefSeq and is a predicted model, not a curated record. The coding region runs from base 1 to 2577 and encodes 858 amino acids. NCBI's taxonomy places the organism in Eukaryota, Fungi, Basidiomycota, Agaricomycetes, Agaricales, Pleurotaceae.